AUGAUAUUUUCAAUUUACUUGUUUGCCAUUGCAAACGCGUACUUGAGUUUCGAUCUCAACCCUCUGGUCAAAGAGUCACAGACUUGGGAUAAGAGGGAUAAUAUCCAAGCAGACCUCUUUAAUGAACAAAUUUAUUACACUGUUGAUUUCCAAGUUGGAUCCAAUAAACAAAAUGUUUCCCUAGUGGUGGACACUCGACUGGGACUCAUGUGGUUUCCCGCAGCCGGCUGUUCGGGAGGAUCAUCUAAGAGAGAUACCCUUGAUGACUUCUACAAUUGUGAGUCCAAGGGAACCUAUAAUCCAGAGGAUCUGGACACGUUCAAGAACGAAUCCAUCUCUGUGGUAGCUGAUUUUGGUGGGAUUGGUCUUAGUGGAUAUUCUGCUAACGACACCCUCAUCCUUGAAGAUGACUCGUUUGAGAUGUCUUUCGUUGUUGCAACCAGGUCAGACAGUGUCGGAAUGCUUGGGUUAGGAUAUCCUAGCUCCGUUUACGUCACAGAAGGAGAAAAAUAUCGGUACCAUGGCAGUUUUAUUCGCACUCUUUGGCUUGACGACUUGAUUCAAUCUGAAUCUUAUUCAAUUCGCCUUGGACCCAAUCGUGCGGACAAAGGACAAUUGUUGUUGGGAGCUGUUGACCACAGUAAGUAUACUGGUACACUUGGAGUGGUUCAUAUGACCACUCCCUACACCGGCACCUAUAGGGUUGGUGAUAUUCUGAUCAUAGUGGAUCGUUUUCUGGGUGAUGGUUUCAGUAUACCAGUCCAAUUGCCGGCUAUCAUACUCUUAAGUUCAAGGGUCCUGCUGUUCCCUUACGAGUACGUCAAAGAACUUGGUGAGAAGCUCGGAGCAGUUGAGGAAUCCAGGAGCUCUCACCGCUUAGAUUGUGGAUUGUUGAAUCUGACUAGUCUGAUAUCAUUGUACUUCAGUGGAGUUGAAAUUCAAGUUCCAAUUAGAGAUUUGGUUUGGCAAGAGAAAAAUGCUUGCUACCUUUCAUUCAAUGUCGCCAACGGGCCAAGUAUAAUCGGCCAGGACAUACUCAGAAGUAUUUACUUGGUGAUUAACUUGGCUCGAGACCAGGUAGGAUUGGGCCAAGCAAGCCUUGCUGACAAUCCUGGCAGAAUUGAGGAAAUCUCGUUCAACAUUCCAGGAGCUGCUACUGCAACGCAGUAUUCGUAUACUCUGGCCAGAGAGAGAUAUUCCGAAGACAGUUCUGGCAGAUGGAGCACAUACAGCAACUCCGUACCAACAGGUCCCAGUUAUCUGAUCAACACCAGCAGUAGAUCCGUGGAUCUUGGUAAUGUGGUCUAUCUGUUGACUGUGAGCGAAGAAUCUUCAGGGAUAACAUCGUCUUCAGAAACAGGAGGUAACUCUCGGGCGGAAAGCAGUACUCAAGGGCAUAGCUCUCUAUCGGAAGAUAGUCUGAAAACUGGAAUUGUAUCUACGGCUUCCGAGUCCUCCAUUUCUAGUUUUCUGAAUGGAGAUAGAAAAGUUUAUCUGACAUUUUUGGUCUUCGUUAUGAUGAUAUUGUCAAUAGUUUGA
Sungouiella intermedia is the source of this 1539-nucleotide messenger RNA. The record is from the annotation of a GenBank genome assembly. NCBI's taxonomy places the organism in Eukaryota, Fungi, Ascomycota, Pichiomycetes, Serinales, Metschnikowiaceae.